GGAACAACACGUACGGCGACGGAGAAAACCGAGAAAACGAAAAGGAUAAAAAUAUUUUGACUGUUUUGCGAAUCUCCGAUCGAGUCGUGCGCUUACACCAAUAUAAAACCUCGGAGCGAAAAGUGAAAGGGGUUCAAGGUUGUACCCCGUGCACCCGCAAUUUGCUACUCCUGCCCUUUUAAUCAGCAGUGACGACUUGAAUUGAGGUCGAAAAUGGCUUCGAGGGCUCUUCUUCGGCUCAGAAAUAGUCUUUACAGGGCAGUCUCUUUAGAUCAGUCUUUGUCCUUGCGGAAAUUUUCAACAUGCCUUGCCACGCCAGCAAAAGCGAAGUUCAACUGGGAAGAUGCAUUAAAUUUAAACUCGCAGCUGACGGAGGAAGAAAUUAUUGUGCGCGAUUCCUUCAAAACUUACUGCCAGGAAAAACUAAUGCCCCGAGUAUUGAUGGCCAACCGCAAUGAAGUAUUUGAUCGGGAGAUUAUGAGUGAGCUGGGCUCCAUUGGCGUUUUGGGCGCCACAAUCAAAGGCUACGGCUGCGCUGGCGUUUCGUCGGUGGCCUACGGUCUUUUGGCCAGAGAAAUCGAACGGGUGGACAGUGGCUACCGCUCUGCCAUGAGUGUGCAGUCCUCGCUGGUCAUGCAUCCCAUCUACGCCUACGGCACCGAGGAGCAAAAGCAAAGGUUCAUCCCUAAACUAGCUAAAGGAGAGUUGGUCGGCUGUUUCGGGCUGACGGAGCCGAACCACGGAAGCGACCCGGCAGGCAUGGAAACCAGGGCCAAAUACGACAAAGAGGCAAAGGUCUACCACCUCAGCGGCAGCAAAACUUGGAUCACCAACUCGCCAAUUGCUGACGUUUGCGUUGUGUGGGCAAAGUGUGACGACGGUCAAAUAAGGGGAUUUAUUGUUGAAAGGGGAUUCGAGGGGCUCUCCACGCCCAAGAUCGAAGGAAAGUUUUCGUUGCGUGCUUCAGUCACUGGAAUGAUUCUUAUGGAUCAGGUGCCUGUGCCAGAAGAGAACUUGCUGCCCAAUGUUGCGGGGCUUAAGGGUCCGUUUGGCUGCUUGAACAACGCUCGCUACGGCAUCGCGUGGGGCGCGCUGGGAGCGGCCGAGUUUUGCCUGGCCGCUGCUCGUCAGUACACAUUGGAGCGCAAACAGUUCCAGCGGCCGCUGGCGGCCAACCAGCUGAUGCAGAAAAAAAUGGCAGACAUGCUGACUGAAAUCUCGAUCGGGUUGCAGUCGUGCAUCCAAGUGGGCCGCCUCAAGGACCAGGGCUUGGUCACUCCGGAGAUGAUUUCCUUGAUCAAGAGAAACUCUUGUGGCAAGGCGUUGGAGAUGGCCCGCGUCGCCAGGGACAUGCUGGGAGGAAACGGAAUCUCUGAUGAAUAUCACAUCAUCAGACACGUGAUGAAUCUAGAGGCGGUAAACACCUACGAAGGCACACACGACAUCCAUGCCCUGAUUCUCGGCAGGGCCAUCACCGGACUGCAAGCCUUUUCUGCCUAAAUGUAAAAGCUAAAAAAAUGUUAUAUAUUUUUGUAAGGAUUUAAAUGAAUAAAACGUGCCAUCUUUUAAUAUAAAUA
This is a messenger RNA of Cloeon dipterum, 1577 nucleotides long. RefSeq names its product glutaryl-CoA dehydrogenase, mitochondrial. Gene Ontology annotation, molecular function: glutaryl-CoA dehydrogenase activity; fatty-acyl-CoA binding; flavin adenine dinucleotide binding. Bases 214 to 1500 code for a protein of 428 amino acids. Lineage: Eukaryota; Metazoa; Arthropoda; Insecta; Ephemeroptera; Baetidae. Gene Ontology annotation, cellular component: mitochondrial inner membrane. The record is from RefSeq and is a predicted model, not a curated record. The transcript is spliced from 9 exons. Gene Ontology annotation, biological process: fatty acid beta-oxidation using acyl-CoA dehydrogenase; fatty-acyl-CoA biosynthetic process.